Aspergillus nidulans FGSC A4 is the source of this 648-nucleotide messenger RNA. Its product is annotated as proteasome core particle subunit beta-6-like protein. The record is from RefSeq and is a predicted model, not a curated record. The coding region runs from base 1 to 648 and encodes 215 amino acids. The transcript has 2 exons. Lineage: Eukaryota; Fungi; Ascomycota; Eurotiomycetes; Eurotiales; Aspergillaceae.
AUGGCUAAGGAAACUAGAUUCUACCCAUACACCAGCAACGGCGGCGCCACAUUAGGCGUCUCAGGACCAGAUUUCGCCAUCCUUGCUGGCGAUACCCGCUCAACAGCAGGGUACAACAUCAACACACGCUAUGAGCCCAAAGUCUUCACCAUCCAGGAUGCCCGGGACCGCUCGAUCGUUAUCUCCGUCAUUGGCUUUGCUGCUGACGGACGGGCGUUGAAAGAGCGGCUCGACGCGAUCGUAGCUAUGUACAAGUACCAGCACGGAAAGAACAUCGGUCUGCGGGCCUGCGCGCAGCGGGUCUCGACCAUGCUCUACGAGAAGCGGUUUUUUCCCUACCAGCUGCAGACGAUGGUUGCCGGUAUUGAUGCAGACGGCCAAGGGGCCAUCUAUUACUACGACCCCGCCGGCUGUAUUGAGAAGCGGAGCCACUGUGCGGCCGGAGAGGCGAGUAGUCUGAUGCUGCCGUUCCUGGACAGCCAAGCACCGCGGCUACAGCCGUUGAGCUUACAGACGGCCCAGCAGCUGGUGCGGGACGCAUAUACGGGGGCGACAGAGCGGCAUAUUGAGGUUGGAGAUCACCUACAAAUGUUGGUUGUAACGCGGGAAGGGGUUAGCGAGCAGCUUGUUGAUUUGAAGAAGGACUAG